Molecule: messenger RNA, 2290 nt
Organism: Chenopodium quinoa (quinoa)
Lineage: Eukaryota; Viridiplantae; Streptophyta; Magnoliopsida; Caryophyllales; Amaranthaceae
Product: T-complex protein 1 subunit eta-like
Exons: 13
Coding region: 194-1879 (561 amino acids)
Biological process (GO): protein folding
Cellular component (GO): chaperonin-containing T-complex
Molecular function (GO): ATP binding; ATP hydrolysis activity; ATP-dependent protein folding chaperone
Source: RefSeq, a predicted model, not a curated record
AAAAUAAUAUAAGACCUGGAGUAUAGCCCUAGCCAAAAAUUAGUUAGGCAAUUAAACACUCCAUCUAGAAAUAACCGGCACCUUCUCGUUCAAAAAACACAAAACCAAAAAACCUCUGUUUUUUCCCAUACACUCGCACUCUCCUCACUCUCUGCAAAACCUAGUUCCCCCAUUUUCUCUCUCCUCUCCAACAAUGGCGGCGAUGAUGCAGCCCCAGAUCAUACUCCUCAAGGAAGGCACUGAUACUUCGCAAGGCAAAGCGCAGCUAAUUAGCAACAUCAACGCUUGCACUGGUAUCGCUGAUGUUGUUCGCACUACUCUAGGUCCUCGUGGUAUGGACAAACUCAUCCAUGACGAUAAAGGUAAUACCACCAUUUCUAAUGAUGGUGCUACAAUUAUGAAGCUUCUUGAUAUUAUUCAUCCUGCUGCUAAGAUCCUUGUCGAUAUCGCCCGUUCUCAAGAUUCUGAGGUUGGCGAUGGUACUACAACAGUUGUAUUACUAGCUGGUGAAUUUUUGAAGGAGGCAAAGCCUUUUGUUGAAGAUGGAGUCCAUCCACAGAAUUUGAUUCGAAGUUAUCGAAUUGCUUCCCAAUUGGCUAUUGAGAAGGUUAAAGACUUGGCUGUCAGUAUUGAAGGAAAGAGCUUAGAAGAAAAGAAAGGCUUAUUAGCUAAGUGUGCAGCGACAACACUCAGCUCAAAGCUUAUUGGCGGAGAAAAAGAUUUCUUUGCAAACAUGGUUGUUGAUGCGGUUCUUGCUGUUGGAGUUGAUGACAGGUUGAGCAUGAUUGGAAUUAAAAAGGUACCUGGAGGCAAUAUGCGAGAUUCAUUUCUUGUCAACGGUGUAGCAUUUAAGAAGACGUUUUCUUAUGCUGGUUUUGAACAACAGCCUAAGAAGUUUGUUUCACCUAAGAUACUUCUGUUGAACAUUGAGUUGGAACUGAAAUCUGAGAAAGAAAAUGCAGAGAUAAGGCUUUCAGAUCCAUCCCAAUAUCAGUCAAUUGUUGAUGCGGAAUGGAAUAUCAUUUAUGACAAAUUAGACAAAUGUGUGCGGACAGGUGCUAAAAUUGUUCUUUCACGGUUGGCAAUUGGAGACCUAGCAACACAGUAUUUUGCGGAUAGAGAUAUAUUCUGUGCUGGCCGUGUUGCUGAGGAAGAUCUACAACGUGUUGCUGCUGCAACUGGUGGAACUGUCCAAACAUCAGUCAACAAUAUAAUUGAUGAGGUUCUUGGAAUAUGUGAGAUAUUUGAGGAGAAGCAAGUUGGAAAUGAGAGGUUCAAUAUUUUCAGCGGAUGUCCUUCUGGUCAUACAGCCACCAUUGUUCUUCGUGGUGGAGCUGAUCAGUUCAUUGAAGAAGCUGAGCGCAGUCUGCACGAUGCUAUUAUGAUAGUUAGAAGAGCUGUUAAGAAUUCUACAGUGGUAGCUGGUGGUGGGGCCAUAGAUAUGGAAAUAAGCCGUCACCUAAGGCAGCAUGCCAGGACUAUAGCAGGAAAAUCUCAGCUUUUCAUAAACUCUUAUGCCAAAGCUUUGGAGGUAAUCCCAAGACAACUUUGUGACAAUGCUGGAUUUGAUGCGACAGAUGUGCUGAACAAAUUGAGACAGAAGCAUGCGCUUCCCUCUGGGGAGGGUGCUAAUUAUGGGGUGGACAUCAACACUGGAGGCAUAGCUGAUUCCUUUGCCAAUUUUGUUUGGGAGCCAGCAGUUGUUAAAAUUAAUGCAAUUAAUGCGGCUACAGAGGCAGCCUGUCUCGUCUUGAGUGUUGAUGAGACAGUGAAGAAUCCCAAGUCAGAGAGUGCUCAAGGUGAUGCUGCUGCUAUGGGAGGUAGAGGACGAGGUGCAGGUGGAUUCGGCGGUCGUGGACGAGGAAUGAGAAGGCGAUGAGCUUAAUCCAGGGGAUUGCGAUCACGUAGGAGUUAGCUGAAGUUUUGAUGUGAUGCCAUCCUGUCCGUACCAUGUGAAGUUAUCUGAGGAAGGGCAAUGUUCAAGCAUAUCCUGUUAAGGGGAAGACAAUUGCAUAUGGGCUAAACUAAUUGUGCUCUAGAAUGUCGGGUUUGUUUGAAUCAAAAUUGUGCUUCCCUCUGUAUUGUGCUUCUUAUCAGUGGCGCAAUUAAAUUCUAGUAUUACUGCUUGAUUUGAAUAUAAUGUUGAGGGUAUUGGGGAAGGUUUGAAAAUUUUGUUUGUGUAGGGAUCAGCCGGUUUGUCAUUAUUGGAACGCUCUGUUUUUUUUUGGGCAAUGCUUUAUGUAUGUUAACAUUUGCAACAUACUUCAUUUUAUACAUUUUAUUUUAGGCA